AUGUGGCAUCUGAGAUGGAAUUGGACUAUCGAUUGUACACGUAGAUAUAUCAGCACUUCGGGGCCGUUGCAUUUUCGACAAAAGUUGGCAUACAAAACUCGAUACCACUGGUUACUUGACGUCCAGAAAAGUCGUCAACGCGCUCGUUUCCCCUGGAUACCGAGAGAACCUCCAACAGCAGUGAACAUUGAUGAUCAACGAAUUGAAUUUCCGGAGAUGCAGCUAGAUUUCAUUGUACCGACAGAUCUGAAUCAAUGUGAACUUAAACCAUAUGUUGACUGGAGGGCAUCCACGCCAAAGGAAGACGAAUUAACAGCCGAUAAACUUUUUGACAAGAAAUAUAUUCCGAAAAUUCAAAAUAUGUAUGAACGAGGUAUAGAUAAAAGCGAAAUAAUUAAAAAAGUGACAAAUUAUUUGGCCUUCUACAGUCUUUGUAUCACGCGCCAUGAUAUAUCGCCCAGCUCUCAACGCGAUGGUUUCCGUAUCUCCAUUUUCACUCGCGCCUCUUUGUAG
Messenger RNA from Opisthorchis viverrini, 513 nucleotides. RefSeq lists its product as hypothetical. The record is from RefSeq and is a predicted model, not a curated record. Bases 1 to 513 code for a protein of 170 amino acids. NCBI's taxonomy places the organism in Eukaryota, Metazoa, Platyhelminthes, Trematoda, Opisthorchiida, Opisthorchiidae. The transcript is spliced from 2 exons.